This is a messenger RNA of Neomonachus schauinslandi (Hawaiian monk seal), 630 nucleotides long. RefSeq names its product peroxiredoxin-1-like. Lineage: Eukaryota; Metazoa; Chordata; Mammalia; Carnivora; Phocidae. Gene Ontology annotation, biological process: cell redox homeostasis; leukocyte activation; response to oxidative stress. The coding region runs from base 1 to 630 and encodes 209 amino acids. Gene Ontology annotation, cellular component: cytosol. The record is from RefSeq and is a predicted model, not a curated record. The transcript has a single exon. Gene Ontology annotation, molecular function: thioredoxin peroxidase activity.
AUGUCUUUAGGAAAUGCCAAAAUUGGGCAUCCUGCCUCCAACUUCAAAGCCACGGCUGUUAGGCCAGAUGGCCAGUUCAAAGACAGCCUAUCUGACUACAAAGGAAAAUACAUUGUGUUCUUCUUUCACCCUCUUGACCUCACCUUUGUGUGCCCCACGGAGAUCAUUGCUUUCAGUGACAGGGCAGAAGAAUUUAAGAAACUCAAUUGUCAAGUGAUUGGUGCUUCUGUGGAUUCUCAUUUCUGUCACCUGGCAUGGAUCAACACACCCAAGAAACAAGGAGGACUGGGACCCAUGAACAUUCCCUUGGUAUCAGACCCCAAGUGUACCAUUGCUCAGGAUUAUGGAGUCUUAAAGGCUGAUGAAGGCAUCUCAUUCAGGGGCCUCUUUAUUGUUGAUGAUAAAGGUAUCCUUAGGCAGAUCACGGUAAAUGACCUUCCUGUCGGCCGCUCUGUGGAUGAGACUCUGCGACUGGUUCAGGCCUUCCAGUUUACUGACAAGCAUGGGGAAGUGUGCCCAGCUGGCUGGAAGCCUGGCAGUGAUACCAUCAAGCCUGAUGUCCAGAAGAGCAAAGAAUAUUUCUCUAAGCAGAAGCGGGCGCCGGAUCAUUUUAGGGCUGGGCUGCAGUAG